Molossus molossus (Pallas's mastiff bat) is the source of this 2448-nucleotide messenger RNA. RefSeq names its product peptidyl arginine deiminase 4 (gene PADI4). Gene Ontology annotation, cellular component: cytoplasm. The record is from RefSeq and is a predicted model, not a curated record. The transcript is spliced from 16 exons. Bases 19 to 2019 code for a protein of 666 amino acids. Gene Ontology annotation, molecular function: protein-arginine deiminase activity; calcium ion binding. Lineage: Eukaryota; Metazoa; Chordata; Mammalia; Chiroptera; Molossidae.
GGACGCGCUGGCCGGACUAUGGCACAGGGGACAGUGAUCCACGUGGCCCCAGAGCAGCCCACCCAUGCUGUCUGUGUGCUGGGCACGGAGACUCAGCUCGACGUCUUCGGCUCUGCCCCCAAGGGCUGCACGUCCUUCAGCAUCAAUGCCUCCCCGGGCGUGGCUGUAGCUGUUUCGCACGGCCCUCCGGCCAAGAGGAAUCCCACAGGCUCCUGCAAGUGGCCCCUGGACCCCGGGCUGGAGGUGAGCCUGAGGAUGAGGGCUGCCAGCAGUAACACAGGUGAUCAGAAGGUUCAGAUUUCAUACUACGGACCCAAGGUCAACCCAGUCCAAGCCCUGCUCUACGUCACCGGGGUGGAAAUCUCCUUGAGCGCGGACACCACCCGCACUGGCAAAGUGAAGCCGAUCAAGGCCGGGAAGAACCAGAGGACCUGGACCUGGGGCCCCCGGGGGCAAGGUGCCAUCCUUCUGGUGAACUGUGACAAAGACAGUCCCAAAGCUCCUGCCAUGGACUGCGCAGAUGACAAGGUGCUUGACAGAGAAGACAUGCAGGACAUGUCCCUGGUGACCCUGAGCACGAGGACCCCCCGGGACUUCUUCACCAGGCACCAGCUGGUGCUCCACGUGGCCAAGUCCGAGAUGGACAAAGUCAGAGUGUUUCAAGCCAGUUGGGCCAAACAGCCCUUGGGGCACAGGGUGAUCCUGGGGCCCCAGAAGCCGUCCCACCUCCUGGAGGUCCCUGGUGGCCAACACAGCACAGACUUCUACGUGGAGGGCCUGGCUUUCCCGGACGCCAACUUCCCAGGCCUCAUUGCCCUCACGGUCUCCCUGCUGGACACGUCCAACCCGGAGCUCCCCGAGGCCCUGCUGUUCCAAGACAGUGUGGUCUUCCGUGUGGCCCCCUGGAUCAUGACCCCCAACACUCAGCCCCCGAAGGAGGUGUAUGUGUGCAGGAUAUUUGAAAAUGAGGACUUUUUGAAGUCAUUGACUGAUCUGGCCAAGAAAGCCAACUGCAAGCUGACUGUCUGCCCCAUGGAGGAGAGCAUGGAGGACCAGUGGAUGCAGGAUGAAAUAGAGAUCGGCUACAUCCAGGCCCCACACAAGGAGAUGCACGUGGUCUUUGACUCUCCGAGGAACAGGGGCCUGAAGGAGUUCCCCAUCAAAUGCCUGCUGGGUCCAGAUUUUGGCUACGUGACUCGAGGCCCCCAAAUGGGGGGCAUCACUGACCUCGACUCCUUUGGAAACCUAGAAGUGAGCCCCCCAGUCACGGUUGGGAAGAAGAGAUACCCGCUGGGCAGGAUUCUCAUUGGGAACAGCAGUUAUCCCAGCGCUAAGAGCCAGGAGAUGCACCAGGCCCUGCAGGACUUCCUCGCUGCCCAGCAGGUGCAGGCCCCCGUGAAACUCUACUCCGACUGGCUGUUCGUGGGCCACGUGGACGAGUUCCUGAGCUUCGUUCCUGUGCACACGAAGGGUUUCCGGCUGCUCCUGGCCAGCCCCAGGUCCUGCUACAAACUGUUCCAGGAGCAGCUGAGGGAGGGCCACGGGGAGGCUCUGCUGUUCGAGGGGGUGAAGACAAAAAGACAGCAGAAAAUAAAGGACAUUCUGUCAAACAAGAAACUGCGAGAACAUAACUCAUAUGUGGAGAGCUGCAUCGACUGGAACCGGGAGGUGCUGAAGCGGGAGCUGGGCCUGGCGGAGCGGGACAUAGUGGACGUCCCCCAGCUCUUCAAGCUCCGUUCGAACUUCACAGGGACCUUCAAGGCCGAAGCCCUUUUCCCAAACAUGGUGAACAUGCUGGUGCUGGGGAAGCACCUGGGCAUCCCCAAGCCCUUCGGGCCCAUCAUCAACGGCCGCUGCUGCCUGGAGGAGAAGGUGCGGUCCCUGCUGGAGCCGCUGGGCCUCCACUGCACCUUCAUCGACGACUUCACCCCGUACCACCUUCAACACGGGGAGGUGCACUGCGGGACCAACGUGCGCCGGCAGCCCUUCUCCUUCAAGUGGUGGCACAUGGUGCCCUGAGCCUGUGCCCCUGGAGUCCUCUCCCUUGGGAACCUCCUGGCCAGGCUCUGGUCCCCUGCAGUGUGGCAUAGCAAGAGUUCUUGGGGACCUUUUGGCUCCCCAGGGGUGGGCAGCUGCUGGGCAAGGCUUGCUUCCUUCCCGUGUGUCCCCCGUGAAGACCCCAACGUGGUCCUGGCAUUGCAAACUCAGUUCUGCUGUGAGAAGCUUCAAUAAAGUUUUAUAAUAAUCACUUUGUACAUGCGGUCAAGCUCUCCUUCAUUCAUCCACUUGUCAUGGCUGAACUGAACCUUACAAACUUGAAGGUGCUACCAGGACUUUUUGAAGGCCAGGGCUCCUGCCUGUGCCUAAGAACGGGGUCCUCGGAGAAAGAGGCAGCAGGAGGGUGCUGCAGAGCCCAGGGGGCACAGGGUUUGAGUGUUGUGUCGAUGU